UUUCCUUGUUGUCGACGCUUUUGGAAAACCCUGAGUACGCAACGAGAUUUUAUUGCAAUUAUCCUUACUGUACCAGUCACAGGUUUAUGACGUGCUUCCAUAAACAUCCCGAGGCUGGAUUUUCAAACAACAUUACAUCUAUAGUUUAUGAUGUAAUAUUUGCCUGUCGCACGAGUUUAUGCAUCUUUCAGACUUUGGGUGGUAUUUUUAUGAACAGGAAGAGGACACUUGAAAAGUGUCCCAGCAACAUGCAAUCCACCCGCGAGGGAACUGUACACAAUAAAGACGCGGAUAUUAAUUAAUAUUGCUGUAUUAGUCAGCGCGGGGAAAUUCACCGGAAGGGCUGUCCACUUGUCCUUAUUGCAGCAAUUAUCUAUUUUUGUCCUCCAUCGUGCGUUAUGAGUUUCCGAUGCAAUCACAACAGUCAGCGAAUACGAAGCAUGCUUCAGAGAUCCGUUUGACCUGAUAAACUCAGGUGGUGCGGUUGGGGGGGAGAGUACGCCAAAGGUAAAGAGGCGAUGCCACAGUGACGUAACUACAAUCUAUGGACCAGAGCAGGAGAAUAUAAAAGCAUCACGACAUCACACUAAAUCAAACCUGCGGAGAAGAUAAAUCUACACGAGAGGAAAGAUCACAGUACGUCUCUGCUUUCACUAUGAAUUGCGUUGCACUGCUUGCUUUGAUGUGCUGGUGCGUAUUGUGCGGGGAGGCGAUGCACCUGAUGCGUCCGCGCCCCUCACCACUGGACAGCGCCGCGUCCUGGAACAACCUUAAUGUGAUGACUAAAAAAGCACAAAGCAGUGACAGAGACCACGAAACGCGCCUGAUUCCAGUGAUAACCACCGAGAUGAUGAAACAAGAAGACACGUGCUGCAUCAACGCCAUGAUCCUGAAUUACUAUCUAGAGAACAUCCUCCAUGAACAUCCCACAGACAAGGACUACCCGAGUAUUGGUUUCGUGAGGUCUGAUCUGCACAGGAUCGCAAAAGAUUUGGAACCACAUUGUAAAAAGGACUAUUCAGAACACGAGCACGUUAAACAAUUCACAGAUAAAUACAGAAAAGCGAGGGCUCUGUAUGGGGAUGUGACAAAAGCUCGGAACAAAGCAGUCGGAGAGACAGAUAUUCUCUUCCACUACCUUUACGAAUCCUGCACAGCAAGAAAACGCGUUUGAAGCUCUCAUCAUUUGUACUUGAAUAUUCCGAAAUGUAACCAUUUCAAUAUGCAAAGAAUUAUUUAUUAUUGACUUAUUUAUUAUAGCCUAUAUAUAUUUAUUGCUUGUUAUGUCUCCGUUUUUUUUAAAUGGCAUGGAAACGUUUUCAUACCGUGUAUUGUAAGGUCACGCUUGUGACUAAUAUUGUGGCUGACUUGGGCUACACAUCCUAAGCCAGACCACUGCAAAGUAAAUGCAUUAUAAAAGCAUUGUUACAGUCAUUUUGCUUAAAAAAUAAACAUUUGACGAAUUACCUUUUUUUCUUGCAAAUGCUCUGAAGUAUAUUAUAUAUUAAUAUAUUGUAUUGUUUUUUACAGUUGGUUUAUCUUUAUGCAUACAGGUGUAUUUACGCUUUAUUUAAAAUAAAA
Messenger RNA from Misgurnus anguillicaudatus (oriental weatherfish), 1581 nucleotides. It is a transcript of the gene il22, whose product is annotated as interleukin 22. Lineage: Eukaryota; Metazoa; Chordata; Actinopteri; Cypriniformes; Cobitidae. Gene Ontology annotation, cellular component: extracellular region. The record is from RefSeq and is a predicted model, not a curated record.